Molecule: messenger RNA, 1071 nt
Organism: Trematosphaeria pertusa
Lineage: Eukaryota; Fungi; Ascomycota; Dothideomycetes; Pleosporales; Trematosphaeriaceae
Exons: 2
Coding region: 1-1071 (356 amino acids)
Source: RefSeq, a predicted model, not a curated record
AUGAUGCUCCUGCAUCUGAUCGGCCUAGUUGGCCUGGCCGUCGCAAGCUGCCCUCGCGAGCAGAUGUACUACGCUGUCGACUACUACGUAUGGUCGCAAACACAAGCGCAGAUUGGACUUCUUCCAGUCAUCCACGACGUUCCCUACACCGAAAACCGCAAGAACACGUCCUUCAUCAGUGGCAUCAUCGGCCACUACCUCCCACUCGACUGGAACGCGACGUUCUACGACAGCGAGACAUGCACCGCCUUCGCGGAGCUUAUUUCCACCGCAAAGAAUAAAACGUAUACAACAGAAGGACCUACCGUGGUGGGCAUGCGCUUCCAGUUCACGAAGAUGAAAGGCGGAUACGAUGGCAAGGGCGGAGACGAUGAUUUAGUAAUCACGAGAAUGGAUGGCGUCGUUACGAGAACGGGAGACUGGCUCUUCAACGCAACGAACAGCCUCGCAUACUACAGCGCCGAAAGGCCCUGGGACACCAUUCCAGGACCCAAACGUGAUUCUCGCGCUACGCUCAAAGCCGCCGCUGACGCCUACGCUGACCGCUUCGCCAACACCUCUGUCGUCGUGCCCCUCGGCACGCCCUGCUGCCGCAUCGAGGGCGGCGCGUCGACCUGCACUGGUGCGAACGAAACGAUGCUGAACACAUGCACGAAGGGGUUUCCGGAUGCGGCGCACCCCCAGCAGUUGAGGGAGAGGACGUAUGUGAUUGAUCAGGAGAAGGGGGUUGUACAGGUUACGAUGAAUUUGGCGGGGCUGCCGGAUAGCCACCUUUUCCGCAUUGAAGAAGGAAUGAUCCGGGCCGUGCAUACCAUGACGGCUUGCGGGGAUUUGGGGUGUAGGAUUGGGAAUGAGACGUUGAAGAGGGAUGGGGGUGACCCUUCCUGGUACCGUCAAGCACCCCUCCUCGGUACCCUAGACGUUCCAUGGCGAGACCUGCUCAUUCACCUGUUCGUCGGUGAAAUCGUCAAGAGCAUGGUCGAGCUAGCAAUCGAAUGGACGUACGACUGGGUGACGAGGUGGUCCAGGGAGCGGGAGCCAGUGCCAGGAGUGUCUCUGCUGCCGAUAUGA